This is a messenger RNA of Cylicostephanus goldi, 321 nucleotides long. The record is from the annotation of a GenBank genome assembly. Lineage: Eukaryota; Metazoa; Nematoda; Chromadorea; Rhabditida; Strongylidae.
AUUCGUCUUGUAUGUACCCUUUGUGUAUAUUCUGCAAAUUCUCGUGAUUUCCUGGUCCCAGACAUUACACCUGCUCAUAUUCUCACCGCUUUCGCCUCGUUCGAGAAGGACAUCAAGUCGGCUCAGUCAGAAGGUGAGGCUGCCCACCAGGCUGCCAUUGCUAAAUUCAGCCCAGAGGCCAAAGAGGCUGAUGCCAAACUCACCGCUAUUGCCAACGACAAAUCAAAGACGAAUGCUCAAAAGGGUCAAGAAAUUGACGCCAUUUUGAAAGGACUCCCAGCUGGUGUCCGCAAGGAGAUCGAGGAUGCAAUGAAAGGAUAA